Messenger RNA from Lutra lutra (Eurasian river otter), 1806 nucleotides. RefSeq lists its product as uncharacterized. The transcript has 2 exons. The coding region runs from base 359 to 1228 and encodes 289 amino acids. The record is from RefSeq and is a predicted model, not a curated record. NCBI's taxonomy places the organism in Eukaryota, Metazoa, Chordata, Mammalia, Carnivora, Mustelidae.
UUGUCGCUUUUAUUUCACUUCUUAUUUUCUUUAAAAUCAUUUCCUGAAAACUUAGUACAGAGAUGAAACCUACAGCAGGAAGCGAGAUGAUCUUCUGGAAAUAUUUACUUUUGCUGCACUCUGAAGAUUAUUUGCUUCAGGCAAGAAAUUUUUGGGUGCUGCUGAAAUUUUGGAGAUCUGGGAAAAUGGGGUAAUAACAUGACACCAGCUCUUAAGCAGCAACAUCUGCUGUGGUUCAAAGCCACACAAAGAAAGCUGCUUAAGCAGUUGAAUAUUUUGGACUGCACGGACAAGUGUGGUUCGACUGCAAAGACUGCAGAGUAGAGGAAACUUAACAUUUUAGAGAAGUUGUUAAAAAAUGGAGUCGUGGAAGAUGAGCAUCUUUAAGAGACAGACAUCACCUUGUCCUCCAAGCUAUCGAAGAUCUUUGUCAGAACCUGCUGAUGCAAAUUCAGAGAUAGGAGCAAGCUUAAAGAGCUAUCCUUGGCGUGGUCCAGUGAAAAGCAAGAGGAAGAAAAAUGAACAUGCUGCUUCCAGUCUAGGAAAGCCACUGGGUGCUUAUCGGUGGCAAACACAUCCCAGCUAUAGGUGGAAAGGGGGCAAAAGGGAGAGGUUGGAGACUAAUAAAAAAGACUUGGAUGAACCUCAACAAAAGGUCCUGUCAAAGAUGGUUGGCAAUAAGGCUUCUUCCUCUGCUAACGAGGUCCUUGGAACAUCAGCAGAGAAGCUGAACCUGGUCAACACCCGGUCGCUUCGGGUUCCGUUCACCAGAUCUAUUUCAGAGCCAGAACCCCGCUGCAAUAUCAGAUUUGUUAGACCGUGGCCGACUUCAGGGAGGUCAGAGGAAUCUGAGCAACAGGGAUAUUUCAUCCGUGGCAUUUUCUCUACUCUUUCCAAUGGCUUCUCCAGGAUGCUGAGUCUAAAAGGAGAAUCAACCAAUGAGUCAGUAAGAGAAGGUGUGAAUCUUCCUGCAUUUCUCAUUCCCCACAAGAGAAGGUAUACAAUUGGCCCAGGAGACCUGAAUUCUACUUCCAUUUAUGCCAGUUAUCAUCUGCGAAGUUUCACCUCUGAAUCUCUCUUUACACUUCGUGGAAUAGUAAUGCCUUCCUCACAAAUGAUAGACAAAAUUCGAAAAUGUUAUGUACAUUAUAGUUUACAUAACAUCUAUUCACAGAUGACAUGUGAAUAUAAAGUGUUCUCGUUAGAGUUGCUAUUUAUAGUAUUAUAGCAAGGUACGGAAUAUUAAUCCAUAGAUGUCUUAAAGACUGUGUUAAGAAAAUCAAUAUAUUUCUUACUUUGAAACCUACGAGUGUUUGUUACUUUUUUUCCUCAAUAUGAACUGCGGAUGCAAGAGGCAUUAGGUAAUGUAGUAUGUAUUUAAAAUGUGUAAAACAGCCUUUGACACAUAGCAUUUGUUCAAUAUAUAUAUUAGAUCUUGUUUCUGUUAGGAAAAUAAACUUACACUGAUAGAGUUUAAAAAAAAAAAGCAGGAAGAAGAAAUAGAAUACCUGAUUGUUGGGUGUUAUAGGUAAAAAAUGUAAGUAAAUUGCAAUGUUCUAGUCUUAAAUUCUGUGUACCCAACCUUGUUCUGAGCAAUGUGUAUGUUCUGAGCAUAAACAGAUUUCUUGUUCCAUAGCUGACCAUAAUUACCCUCAUUCUUAAAGCAGUGAAAUAUAUCAUGGUCAGGGUCUCUAACCAAUUUAAGAGGGAGAAGCUCAAAGGCUUCACUACUAUUCCACAUUCAACCCUCCAGUUGUGUAAUAUAUAUUAAUUUAUCUGAUGUAGGUCAGAGAAUAUGUAGGUCAA